ACACUGAACCACUGCUAGUCAGAUAUGCAGUGCCCCGUCGGGAUUAGUUUGCAAACGGAUUGCCUUCGAGUAACAACCAAUCAUCGAUCUCGGCUGCAGUGAUCCGUGCUUUGGUUAUCGCGGGUUCGUGAAUUGAUGGUAUUAAUUAUGACGGAUACAAGCAGAUUCAAAUACUUUUGCCUAUUGAUUGUUGUGUUUUGCAGCUCUGGCUACUGUAAGCUCUACCCAAUUAGCCCAUUUCGAGAUGAAUUACAAACGUCGAUGUUUCCGAACGAGCGACUUUCGCUGGACGAUUGUCACUUGCGCUACUACAAAUACGGCAAGCAAGGCCUGGUAGCUCCGGCCUUCGGGGAGCCGGCAUAUUUGAAGGAGUUUGCCCACAUGGCCGCCAUAGGAUGGACCCUACCGAACGGCACCAUCAGCUGGAAGUGUGGUGGUUCGCUGGUUUGGGAUAAUUACGUUCUCACCGCGGCGCACUGUGUCACAGAUAAUGGUAACGCUCCCGAUGUGGCACGGUUCGGUGAUAUCAACAUUUUCAGCGACGAGGAUGAUCAGUAUGCUCAGCAACUGCGGAUUGUGGACAUUUUCCGACACCCGGAGCACAGGUUUUCCGCUACGUACAACGAUAUUGCACUGCUGAAGCUGGAAGCCAAUGUGACACUUCAUCCCACGGUGGCCCCAGCAUGCCUUUGGAAAGACGACGACGUUCGAUUCCCUACCAUGGAGGCGACUGGAUGGGGAGACACUGGAUUUGUCCAGGAAAGAACCCCCUCGUUGUUGAAAGUGACACUGAAACCGAUCAGCAAUUCCGAGUGCAACAGAACAUAUGGCUUGGUAAACCGAAGACUACGCGAAGGCAUCAAAGAUCAUCAGAUAUGCGCGGGAGACGAAAAGAUGGAUACCUGUCCAGGAGAUUCCGGUGGUCCUCUUCAAGUCAGGUUGCUUCACAAUGCCAAAAUGUCACCAUUUUUGGUCGGCAUAACUUCUUUCGGGACGGCUUGUGGAACGUCCACUCCUGGUGUGUACACGCGAGUUUCAUCGUUUUACAGCUGGAUCGAACAGACCAUUCGCAGCCAGGAGAGCAACGUGUUUGACUGGAGUUUGGAUCCGAUCACCUGCGCACUCCGGUAUGUCCACCUGAGGGAGUAUGAAGAUGAUAUUAUCGUUAGUAAGUCGAAAGAUUACAUAUCACUUGAUUCUACGAAAACACAUAUGACCUUCAACUCAGGAGAGCUCAACCAUGUGGUUAAAAUCGGUUGGAAUAAUCGGAGAAUUCAACGGGAUAACUGCAGUGGAACUCUGAUCGCGGACGAUACCGUUCUAACAUUGGCUGAAUGCACCUCGCAUACCGGAAUUUCUGCAAAUUACGUUGAUUUGAACAAUAACGAACGUAUAGAGAUUGCUGAAACCAUCGUUCAUCCAGCGUACCGAGAGCAGUCACUGUAUAACAAUAUUGCUGUUCUAAAGCUAAAAAAUAGAGUCAAGUUGUCCUCCGCUCUUACUCCGGCAUGCAUAUGGCAUUCACAGAGCAUUCCUGACCCGCAGCUACAGGUCGCCGGGAUUGGUCGUAGCGACAUCAAUUAUAUGAACAGCGGUGCAAAAUUUGACUUAGUUUUCGAACCCACAGAAAGGCUUCUACUACCGCGGGCCAGUGUCAACUCGGACCUAAACUGUACGAUCCCGGUUGAAUUCCAAUCACGCCUUACACGUGGCAUAGCCAACGAGCACCUCUGCGUUGGCAAUCCACUGUUCUUAGUUCCCGGAUCAUGCCGCCUGGUCUACGGAGCUCCGAUGCAACUGCCCAUGUGGCGUAAUGAUCGUUUCUACACCUAUGCCUACGGCUUGAACUCAUUCGGACGAGAUUGUGGUUUUGGCGAAGCUGCCGUAUCGACAAGGCUGUUCUCCCACGUGGACUGGCUGAAAACGAUUCUGCUUCCAAACUUCCGUGGAGACAGUGCGCUGCAAUUCGUCAACCCCGAUUGGAAGGAAAAUGAUUCCUGUGACAACGAGUAUGAUGAAGAUUCACCUGGGAUCUGUACGCACCACACAAAAUGCCCCAAAGUUUGGGAAGACUUCAAAGCAAAAAGGAUCGUACAUUUCUGUUCAUCGGCAAAUGUUGUGUGCUGUCCAACUCAAUUUAUACAGAAAGAACGUCUGCAGGAUGAGCUGGACACCUGUAGUACCCAAUACGCUAGACUUCAUCCACGGUAUAACCGUGUCUACAAAAAAUCAGCAGCUCCGGCGGCGCAUAUGGUAACGCUAACUGGAACAUCGUCUUCUUGCUUGGGAUCUCUCAUCACAAAGCGGACUGUAGUUACAGCGGCCAGCUGCGUUAGAUCGGACAACCCUAGGCAAGCAUUACUGGCAGAUGGUAGCAGUGUAUCCGUUCAGAAAACUACCGUUCAUCAAAAGUACGACGGAACCCGACCGGUGAAUGAUAUCGCGCUGGUGGAAUUGAAUCGCCCCAUUACGCCUAAUGCUGCAGUUGUUCCAACGUGUGUUUGGGCGAAUCUUACGCACACGCCUUUUCAUUUGCGACUUUAUCAAGACAACCCUGAUCGGCCACCCCAGAUGGUACCGAUGUACAACACCGACUGCCAGCGGGACUACAAACGAAAGAUCAGCCUCCAUGAGCUGUGCGCUGACCAAAUCGACCUGGAUGCAUCCGGCAGCUGUUAUACGGUAGGCGAUCAACUAAUGUGGUUCAAUGCCGAUGAUACUGAGCUGAACGGUAACACUACCAUGACACCGCACCUUGUCGGAUUCUACAGCUACGGAGAACAAUGUUCCAACGGCAAUCCAGGGGUUUUCACCAGAAUUGCCUCGUUCGUGGAAUGGAUUCGGGAAAAUAUGUAAUUAACAUUUCGUAUAUAAUACGCGAUUACUUAAUUAGAACGUUGACAGCUUAGGAAUAAAAUAAAAUUAUAUGUAACUAACGAUUGAAAAAUCAAUUAAUAAUUGGUAAUAUCUGGGUCUCAGAUAGCACGGUAUUGUUAUCUUGCAAGCUGUCAUUUCAGCAUGGAUGUGCUAGGUUACGUUGGUCGACGAAGCUCAGUUUGUUCCUUAGGUGAAGGGCAAAGUGACUAAAAACACGGCGGAUAACGAUGGUAAAAUCGGUAAAAUCCAAUCUUCAAUUCUAGACACUGAUCAAUUUCUAAAUUUGAAAUGCCCGUAACUGUCGUUGGACUAUGAUUCAGUUAUUUUAUCCUUAGCUCAGUCAAUUAAGACGUAGCUUUGAAAUAAGGCAAUGCUUGAAGCGACUGGGUUCGAUUCCCCAAUCGGUCUGCAUCCUUCAAAUGUCGGCUCUCUUUUAGGCUGCUGAAUUUUGUUUAAAGAGCGAUGACGACAGCCUAUAAGGCAUAAAUAUGUUCGGCAUACGGACGCCAAGCAUACAAAAGGCAAUAUCUAGAAAUAUAGCACAUAAGCAUUCUUUCGUUUAUAAUGGUUAUGGUAAAUUCUGAUUUUUUAGAAGGCUUAUUAUUAUUCAAAGAGUGCCACCAAAAUAAAUGUAAUAGCCUAUGUUGGCAAGUUGAUUAAUUUUGGUUUCCUCCCUAGAUAAACUACUUAUUUUACUAUUGAGCUUUGUUUCAAAUUAGUUAUUUUACCGCACGUAUCAAUCAUUUCAAAAUUUCGCGACCGUGCCGAACAAAUUCUAAACUACAUAAGCUUAAAAAAAAACUUUUUGCGAAUCACUUAUGCGUAAGCUCCGUAGACGUAGGCGCGUUGAAUCCGGUAACAACGAAUAGUUAAACAUGCAUCAAUACCACAUAAAGAAAGAUCGAUUUUACAGUCACGUAGGGUUGAAUUCAUAGAUUAACAUUGAAUGCUGUUUACUUGCUGUACUUGAACAAAAAGAAAUAAGUUAACUCAAAUGCUUUAACCGCGUAUAUCAGAGAUUUCGCGUAUUGAAAGAAUAAUAUAUUAAUCGAGUAAAAUAAACU
Messenger RNA from Ochlerotatus camptorhynchus, 3941 nucleotides. RefSeq lists its product as uncharacterized. The record is from RefSeq and is a predicted model, not a curated record. NCBI's taxonomy places the organism in Eukaryota, Metazoa, Arthropoda, Insecta, Diptera, Culicidae. Gene Ontology annotation, molecular function: serine-type endopeptidase activity. The transcript is spliced from 12 exons. Gene Ontology annotation, biological process: proteolysis. The coding region runs from base 136 to 2856 and encodes 906 amino acids.